GUUUCCCUGGAAGCACACAGACACCAGUCGCAGUCUUUCCUGCGCCUCCGGUUCAUUCACUCCACGAUCCAGACACACUGUGUGGAGGAAUGCGUGGCGAAACCCGGCGUUUAUUUGGAUUUCCUGCGGGCAGACUUGCCUUUUAACCAAGUGCUUUUGCAUUACUGGAAUGGUCGCAGCUGUCUGGGGCCGUUAAAGGCGUCUGAAAUGUCUCACCACCAGCAGCGGGUCGUUCAACUCUCAGCCGCGUCAUUAGCCGUGAUCUUCGGCCCGGGCGAGGAGAGUUUGCGCGCCGGCGGCGAGAAACUCAACGCCAACACCGUGAGUGGUCAGGAGAUCUUCGCGGACUUUAAAGCGCAAAACUCGCGCAGUUUCUGGAAUAAGAGGCUCGUCAAGGCCAUCGCGGAGGUGCACUUUCAAGGAUGGAUGGAAAAUUUGGUGCUUUUCAUUCAAGGGAACGCAAACAACCUGGAGGUGCUGAGAGAAGCGUGGAUGCGCAGGGCUCUGAGGUCACCGAAGGGUUUCAUCAUCAAAGCUGUCGGUGACCUGUCCCCAGUGCAGAUGUCGCCUGUACCCCAGUCGCAGUUCAUUCCUUUGGCUGAAGUGCUGUGCUCGGUCAUCUCGGAUAUGAACUCCUCCCAAAUCGUCGUCAACCAGGAAGCGCUCAUCAAUUACAUGAGCAAAGCCCAUCCAGGAAUAACCAUCCCCACUCAGGACAUCCUCUAUAACGCUCUAGGCACUCUUAUCAAAGAGCGCAAGAUUUACCAUACAGGCGAGGGCUACUUCAUCGUAACCCCUCAAACCUAUUUCAUCACCAACAACGUCGUCCGUGAGAAGAACUGGUGGACCUCUGGUUCGGUGGAUGAACCCCCUUCUCCUCCUCCCGUCACGUACCUACUGAGUAAUGAUGCCUGUGAUGAGAACGCUCAAUCGCUUCCAGAGGCUCACUGCAAGUCCUGCAGCUGCUUUAGUCCUCUUCAACGAUCGAGUAAUGUCACCUCCACUACUGCAACUGCCACCAUCCCUACCUCCACUGUCCCAGACCAGCAUUCUGUCUCAGUUUCCAUAAGCGAAUGCACGGGUAAAAGCCUAAAGUGGCCCCGACCGUUAGAUCACAAGCCCACAGUGCAGCAUCAAUCCACCUCCACAGCAGUGGACUGUCAGGCAAGUGAGAUCAGCAAGAAUACAGCUUCUACUAACGUCACUGGACGCAAGGAAAAGGACAACAAAACAGGGAGGAAGUUUGGUCUUAGUUUGUUCAGGAGGAAUGGAGGGAAAAAGGAGAAGCCAAAGAAAGAGUAUGCGUCAUUUUCAGGCCAGUUUCCUCCAGAGGAGUGGCCAGUGAGAGACGAGGAGGACCUGAACAACUUACCUCGUGACCUUGAGCACGCCAUCAUCAAACGCAUCAACCCUGAACUGACUGUUGACAAUUUGACACGCCACACGGUGCUAAUGAAGAAGCUGGAGGAGAGAAGAGAGAGGGGGAUAGACCGAGUAAUGGAGAGGGGUCUUGAUAAAGAUGACAAGGGGGUGGAUAAGGGGAUGUCUACUGAGAUCCUAGCGUUCUCAAAACCCAGGCAUCAUCACUCCUCUAGGGCAGGAAAAAGAUCUGCUCUGAAGCCCUCUCGCAGCAAGAGGAGGGCCCAGUCGUCCAGGGAGAAACAAAGGGAAAAGGAGAAAGAGAGGGUCAAAAGUAAGGCUCCCAUGUGUGCGGACAACUAUGCAGAGGGUGAAGAUUUGAUCCCGACAAGGCUCAGAGUGGAACUCCUUGUUGAUGAACCAGAUCAAGUGGAAGAAGGUGGGGCUGUGGAGGGAAAAUCUCUUUAUAAGAAACGCAUUGAAAACCCUUUCCAGACUCAGCCAAUUAAAGACCCAGCUGAUGCCGUGACCCCCGUCUCCAUCAACAGAGAGCAGAGAAGGCGAGAGGUGAAGGAGGGCAUGGCUUCAGGGCCGAGCAGGAAAGAACGAGCAAAUCACCGCUCAAAAUCAUGGGACCCGCAUCGGGCCAAAGCGAAUACCACAGAUGGAGAGCAGGCGGGGAAAUCCCCUACAUCUGAUAACAGGUACGACUAUGAGCAUGAGAAAGACUUAGCUGCUGAUCAUUUGCUCCAAGCAGACACGAAGCUCAACAGAGAACUCCCCUUGGAUUACAGUUCAUCCUACCCAAAGAGCGGUACUCUCCGGAUAGAUGAUAAAGUCCGACAUCAGAGGGAGGGGAAUGGCAAGAAAAGUUGGGACAGAGAAGGCAGAAAUGCACCUUUUCAGGAGGUAGAGUACAACAAUGUACCAGAUCACAGCCAAACCAUAGAUGAUGGCCCUGCUCGGGCCGCACAAUACUCCAAUACUAAUGCAAUUCUCCCUACGCUUCCCAGUGAGCCUGUGGUUAACCACUCAUACGACACAACUUUGCCCUGGGCCAAGCCCUCUUUGCAACGGAAACACUCCCUCAGACCCUCCAACCCACAAAGGGAUGAUAUACAGAGACCCGAUGAGCUCUUUUCACAUCCCUGUGAUACUAGAGCCACCCAGGAACAACAGGAGAUUAGACCCGUCACUGUCAAUAAUAAAGCCCAAGGGGCCCUGAGCCAGGGAGAAAGGCCGGAGCUGAUUACUGACAGAACUCCCUCAAUAACAGACACUGAUGGGUUAAUAGAAGACGACUACAGACUCUAUCAGAGAGCAGACGAGCAGGAGGACGCGUGCAGCUCGUUGUGUCUGAACGAGGAGGAGAUCUGUGAUGCUACAAAUGUGUACAGAGCAAGUGGAGCGGACUACCAUAGCCACCAGCUGGUUUACCAUAACCGUGAGUCUGAUUUGCAAUAUCAGGGAAGCCACAGUCACUUUUACAAUUCCAGCUUUAACCAACCUCAAGAUUCAGGGGACAGCAAUUUUAAAGAUCUGAUUCCCCCUUCAACUUUAAUUUCCCUCAACCCUACUAGACCUGGGGAGACCAGCUGGAGGCUCCAUCAGAGCUCCAGGUCAUCAGGGGCCCGGACUGAAUCCAGCCCCAGGCAAUGCACAUCAGUCCAAGGAGAAAGAACCAGUGAGAUCAACCUGGAUUUGGAUUGCCCAGAACCGUCUGAAGUUGCAGACAGUAGUAUCUUUGACUACUGCCAGACGAGUGAGAUAGAGUCGGACACAGAGACUGUCCGUAAGUCGGCCGAUGAGGGUGACGGUGAAUCUGCUCACUGGGCGGCAGAGGUGGAGGACGUGCAGGAGGAUGACUUUGAUGAGCAGGCUCUUCCUAAGACUCGCCAAGCUGUUCUGGGAAACCCCAGUGGAGCCAGAAGGCCAGAGAUUGGAGAAGCAGUGGAAAUGGGAGAAAACCAGAGCAUCACGGGAGACAGUGGUAUAGAUUCUCCUCGGACCCGGGUCAGUCUGGCCUCAAGCAACACAGUCAUUCUGGAGGGUCUGAAGAGAAGAGGCUUUUUACAGAACCUGGAGAAACUGCAUUCAAAGAGCAGCACCAUUCGACCACAGAGCUCACUGCUGCAGCUCACUCCUGUCAUGAACGUAUAGCAGGAGGUGAAGCUUUGCGUUGGGGAGCCGACACAUCUCUUCAUGCAGUUUAGUGUGAAAAAGGACAAAACCACGUGCUUGAAUCUUCACUUAUAUGCAGUACAAACAUGAAAUAAGAAGGGUGCAUACAUUGUGGCCUACCUCCACCUUACGUGGCUCUGUGUACAGAUGUACAGUAUAUGUAUAUUUCCAUUGUAAAUACAUUUUAAGUCAGUAUACAAAUGCUUUAUCUAUUCAUGCAUUACCUUGCAUGCUGUUUAAAAUGAGUGGUGUAUCAGCAGGAUUUCUGUGAUGUAAAGGACAUUUUCUCUUUAUAUACUGUGUGUCUCAUUGAUUAAAAUGGUCACAUAACUUGUAGUAUUUACCAGAGAAUUGUGUAUUAACCAAUGUGUCUUUCUGGUCAGUGCUGCUAUUGAAGCAGAAUGAAAUAUUGAUGUUCCAAGAUACAUUUGUAUACUUCCAAUCCAACUGUAGGAUUCGCCUUUGUAAUUGUUCUGGAGGAUAUCCCUCAAUACAACAAAUGGAUUUUAUUAAAAGAAAUAUGUAUAAAGCUUA
Molecule: messenger RNA, 4074 nt
Organism: Solea senegalensis (Senegalese sole)
Lineage: Eukaryota; Metazoa; Chordata; Actinopteri; Pleuronectiformes; Soleidae
Gene: stox1
Product: storkhead box 1
Exons: 4
Coding region: 208-3519 (1103 amino acids)
Biological process (GO): positive regulation of transcription by RNA polymerase II
Cellular component (GO): cytoplasm; nucleus
Molecular function (GO): RNA polymerase II transcription regulatory region sequence-specific DNA binding; DNA-binding transcription activator activity, RNA polymerase II-specific
Source: RefSeq, a predicted model, not a curated record